Messenger RNA from Penicillium subrubescens, 720 nucleotides. Its product is annotated as Mth938-like domain-containing protein. Bases 1 to 720 code for a protein of 239 amino acids. The record is from RefSeq and is a predicted model, not a curated record. Lineage: Eukaryota; Fungi; Ascomycota; Eurotiomycetes; Eurotiales; Aspergillaceae. The transcript has 2 exons. Gene Ontology annotation, cellular component: mitochondrial inner membrane. Gene Ontology annotation, biological process: mitochondrial respiratory chain complex I assembly.
AUGCAUUCACCAUCACCCCAACUCCUCCGUGCCAUGCGCUCCUCCCUCCUAACUGCCCCGACCUCCCGCCCUCUGCGCAGCGCCACCAGCUUCCCGCGCGCCCUCACAGCCAUCGACAUGCCAUCUCAAAAGCGUAAUUACAGUUCUCCAAUCCGCCCUACGCGCAUGAUCCCUCGCUCCCACACGCACAAGCCUACCAGCCAUGACCGUGGCCCGGAGUCCAAGGAAGACACUCAGACGGACUUUGGCGCGCUGGAUGUCCUGGGAAAUACCCCCGUACCUAGCACGGCUAUUGACGCCUGCCUGGACUCUGGGUUCCAUCUGAACAGCGGUGUUAAAAUUACCGGUGGCGAUGCGCUGCUUCUCGUCGGUGGAGAAGCGUUCUCCUGGCGGCCUUGGAAGGCUUUUGAGGGUGCGGAGAAUGACCGCGCGGCCAAGGCGUCUAUGAUUAACGCCAAGGGUCAGUUUGAACUGGAUGAGCAGGCUUGGGGGUUGCUGAGUGUGGUGUGGCCACGUCCUGAUAUGCUCAUUCUCGGUCUGGGUGGCGGUAUGUACCCUCUCUCACCAGAGACGAAGCGUCAUAUCAAUGCGCUGGGCAUUCGUGUGGAGAUUCAGGAUACGCGGAAUGCGGCGGCGCAGUUUAACCUGUUGGCCACCGAGCGCGGAGUCUCUGAGAUUGCGGCAGCUUUGAUUCCCAUCGGGUGGAAGGGUCGGUCAUAG